AGGCUAAUCAUAACCUGUUCAAUGAGUCAUGGACAUGGCCAUACCUGGAAUUAAGCUCUCGAAUGUAGAAUAGUUUAAUUUUGUAUCGGAUCGAAAAAUAGGCCGUGAUUGCAUUCUGAAUUCCUGAAAUGACAAUUUUCCAUGCUUGAAUUAACAACGAUUUUGCAGAAGAGGAAGAAAUGAAAGUAUUGGACAAUUUUGCACGGUGAGCAGGUUUUUGAAGUACGUUACAGUCUGUUACAACGGUCAGAUCGCAUUGAUCAAAUUCAAAGUGCAGUAAUGGAAUCAAGAGAUUUGACCAAGGAAGAGAUGAAGAGUGUCCAGGAAUAUUGCCUAAGGGUCGAUGAGUACCUCGAAGCAUUCAAAAGAUGUCGAGAUCUGAAGGCUCUUACGAAAAACGACGACUGGAUGAUUUUCAGAAGCAUCGCGGACUUGCCCACAAAAACCGUUAAAGCAACCAUUUCCAAAACUUUAGCAUCCCGCGACGAGAUCUUCGAAAUGUUCUCCCUGGUGUGGAAGAGGGGGGUAAAUGACAGGAAGUCGUCUACGACUGACACUACCAAGAUCUCGGGACUGUUGACGGGGAUUGCACAGACUGCCGGACUUUCUAGUGAAAUGAGUCUCGCCUUCGGCAAGAAGGGUCUCCUGAGGAUGGUCUUAGAAGAUCUGACGACUGGAAAGCUGGACGAUGAUCUAAAAGUGACUGGCGUGGGCAUCGUUUACCAUUGCUCCUGGAGAGUCCCCAAGAACUGCACUAUCUGCAGAGAAUACCUGGAAACCUUCCACAAACUGUCACACUCUGGACAACCCGCUAUCCAGGCGAAUGCCUUCUUGACACUCUCCUACAUCGCUGAUGCCAAGUUGGAAGCACAUAGAUUGGCCCUCAACGAGCCAUGCGUGAAGUACCUGAUGGCCCACAUGAAGACAAGUACCUCGAAGAAGAAGUCUCCAGGUCACACGCACUACUCUGCGUUGGAGAUUGGUAAAGGCCUGCAUCAGUUGGCAGCCAAUGAAAAGAACAAAGUGCUCCUGGCUGAACUCGGCGGGAUCGACCUACUCCUUCGGAUCCUUGUGGAAGUAAGCUCCAGUGAUGAGGAGAGACUUUGGGCGGCUCGAGGAAUAUGGCAACUGGCGAUUAAGGAGGAAAACAAAGCCAAGAUUCGCCAUGUCAAAAACAUAUUUGCAACAUUGAAGAGGAUUAAGAAAACGACGUCGAAUCUUGGUCUCCAAGAGGCAUGCUCAAGAACACUCACCCUUAUCAACGAUGUCGUCGAAGGCGAAGACGACGCCGCAAAGAAUUCCAGUUCGCCUUCAUCCCGCGAUGGGGCAAGAGGCAAAUCGCCGAAGAUCGAUAUCGGCUCUUCUCGGAAACCUUCGGAAGAUGGACACAUUAUGAUCAGCUACCAAUGGGACAGUCAGAAGAAGGUGAUACAAGUGAAGAAAUACUUAGAGAAGCAAGGCUACAAUGUCUGGAUGGACGUGGAUAAAAUGCAAGGAAAUAUACUGAACAGCAUGGCCUUAGCGGUUCAGAAUGCUUCUGUUAUUCUCAUCUGCGCAACCCAGAAGUACAGUGAAAGCCAAAACUGUCGCACCGAAGCACAAUAUGCAUACAAACAGAAGAAGGACAUAAUACCGCUGAUGCUCGAAGGGGGAUUCGAACCUCGGGACUGGCUAGGCGCUCUGAUUGGGAUGGAGAAAUACUUCCCAUUGUAUUCGGAUGAACUCAUGAAAAAGACCCCACCGGAAAUAAUUAAAGAAUUGGGCGACAGGGGUAAAUGGGAGAAAAAUAAAGUUUCAUCGUUCGGUGACGUCACUAAAGGAAAUGCAAAAGAUGUUCGGAAGGCAGAAGUUGACCCCAGAUCCUUGCCAGGAAAAGGAAAGACAGACAAAGGGCAAACAGACAAGACAAAGACACAAACAGACAAGACAACUAUGGCAAAAACAGACAAGGCAAAGACAGGCAAAGGGCAAAUAGAUAAUGUAAAGACAGACAAAGGACACACAGAUAAGACAAAGACAGACAAAGGACACACAGAUAUGAAAAAGAAAGACAAAGAACAAACAGACAAGGUAAAGAAAGACAAAGGACAAACAGACAAGAAAAAGGCAGACAAAGCAAAACCAGAAAAGGAACAAACAGAUAAGGCAAAGACAGAAAAGGGACAAACAGACAAGACAAAGGCAGACAAAAGACAAACAGACAGAGAAAAGGCAGAAAAAGAACAAAUAGUCAAGACGAAGGCAGACAGACAAACAGACAAGGCAAAGACAGACAAAGUACAAACAGACAAAGGACAAGCAGACAAGAUCAAGUUAGACAAAGGAAAGGCAGACAAGGAACAAACAGACAAGGCAUUAACAGACAAGACUAAAACCGGCGAGGGACAAUCAGACAAGGCAUUAACAGACAAGACUAAAACCGGCGAGGGACAAUCAGACAAGGAAAGCAAUGACGUUUCCAGUAUGCAUAAAAUGCUGACCGUCGUCAAAGCAGCUAAAGUGCGUCUUCUCGAUCGCCCAUAACAUGUAAAUAAGCCUGUUCAUGGUUGUAAACUGCGCACGAGCAGAAAAAGGUCAUUUGAGAUAAUGACAUGCUCCAACCUUCA
Lytechinus pictus (painted urchin) is the source of this 2606-nucleotide messenger RNA. RefSeq lists its product as uncharacterized. The coding region runs from base 280 to 2523 and encodes 747 amino acids. Gene Ontology annotation, biological process: signal transduction. The record is from RefSeq and is a predicted model, not a curated record. The transcript has 5 exons. Lineage: Eukaryota; Metazoa; Echinodermata; Echinoidea; Temnopleuroida; Toxopneustidae.